CCAGCGCAUGUCAUUGGUUGAAAAGUAGGUUAGUGGUGCGACAUUUAGUGAGGGCAGAAAGUAGGUCACGGACGGCUGCUGUUUAUCAGCGCAGUUUUGAUCUGUGAGUGCUGUGUGCGGCUGACCGUUUACCAGUACUAAGUAUGAAGAUGGUUAGUAGGUGACUGUCAGUCUAUUCUGACCACAGGGUUUUUUUGUCACACGGUUUGUCCCUAAUUGUCCUCAAAGCCAUCUCUCAGAUGAUCCAAUGGCUGACCAAAGAAUGGAUAUUACUUCUACAAUUAGUGAUUUUAUGUCACCGGGUCCAACUGACCUCAUAUCUAGCUCACUUGGCACAGGGGCAAUGGAGUGUAAUAGGAAAAGAAAAGGAAGUUUAAAUGAUUAUCCUAUUGAUGGCUUUUCUUUUGAUCCCAGUGAAGGGAUGGACACAGACAAGGACGAUCCUCAUGGGAUGUUAGAAUAUGCAGAGGGCAGGAUAAAAAAUGCUCGAGAGGCCCACAGUCAGAUUGAAAAACGUCGCAGAGACAAAAUGAACCAAUUCAUUGACGAAUUGGCAUCAUUAGUUCCAACAUGCAAUGCAAUGUCUCGAAAACUUGACAAACUCACUGUGCUGCGGAUGGCCGUUCAACAUAUGAAAACGUUACGAGGAUCUUCUAAUACAGGGUCCAUUCAAGCAUCCAAAUCUAGUUUCUCUGCAUCUGACUGCUUGGAGAUUGAACGCUUAAUUCUAGCUAAGCCUGACGGGUUUCUCUUCGUAGUAGGCUGUGAUAGAGGGAAGAUACUAUUUGUUUCAGAAUCUGUUUUCAAGAUUCUUAACUACAGCCAGAAUGACCUGAUUGGACAAAGUUUAUUUGACUAUCUACAUCCUAAAGAUAUUGCCAAAGUUAAGGAACAGCUCUCCUCCUCAGAUACAGCACCGCGGGAAAGACUUAUCGACGCAAAAACUGGCCUUCCUGUUAAGACAGAUAUUACCCCUGGACCAUCUCGACUUUGUUCUGGAGCCCGUCGUUCAUUCUUUUGUCGCAUGAAAUGCAACAGGCCUUCAGUUAAAGUAGAAGAUAAAGAUUUUCCUUCUAACUGUUCAAAAAAGAAAGCUGACCGGAAAAGCUUUUGUACCAUACAUAGCACUGGGUAUUUAAAGAGCUGGCCUCCUACAAAAAUGGGUCUGGAUGAGGAUAAUGAGCCUGACAGUGAAGGCUGCAAUCUGAGCUGCCUUGUUGCUAUUGGACGCUUACAUCCCCACAUAGUGCCACAGCCAGUUAAUGGGGAGAUUAGGGUGAAAUCCACAGAAUAUGUAUCCAGACAUGCAAUCGAUGGGAAAUUUGUUUUUGUAGACCAGAGGGCAACAGCCAUUCUUGGAUAUUUACCACAGGAGCUCUUAGGAACGUCUUGCUAUGAGUAUUUUCAUCAAGAUGAUAUAGUCCAUCUCGCUGAAUGCCAUAGACAAGUUUUACAGUCGAGAGAAAAAAUAACAACAAAUUGUUAUAAGUUAAAGAUCAAAGAUGGAUCUUUUAUUACCCUGAAAAGUCGUUGGUUCAGUUUCAUGAACCCCUGGACCAAAGAAGUAGAAUAUAUUGUAUCAACAAAUACAGUUGUUUCAGCCAAUAUCCUUGAUAGCGGAGACGCCACGUUCCCUCAUUUGCCGGCAUCUCCCCCUACCAUGGACAGUAUGUUGCACACUGGAGAAGGGAGCACAAAAAGAAAUCAUCCCGCAGUUCCUGGUAUUCCUGGUGGUACACGAGCUGGUGCAGGGAAGAUAGGAAGAAUGAUUGCAGAUGAAAUCAUGGAAAUACAUAGGAUAAGGGGCUCAUCACCUUCAAGCUGUGGAUCUAGUCCGCUAAACAUCACCAGCACGCCACCCCCUGAAGCACCCUCGCCUGGAGGGAAAAAGAUUCUAAAUGGUGGAACUAUGGAUCUCCCAGCAUCUGGUUUGUUGCCUUCACAAAAUCAGGACAGUUCUGGAUUCCCAUAUUCAGAAAGUUCUUCAUUUAUAGGUGAGAACUCUCAGAUGAGCAUGGGUAUGAUGGAACCAGACCAUGGAUCCAGCAGUCCCAGCAACGACGAAGCUGCUAUGGCCGUGAUCAUGAGUCUUCUGGAAGCAGACGCUGGCCUUGGGGGCCCUGUAGAUUUUAGCGAUUUACCUUGGCCUUUGUGAACGUGACUCAUGUUGGUUCAACAUAAUCUGCAGUAUCAAAGUGCAUUAUUGGAGUUUUUCCGUCUGUGGAGCUUAAUGGGUUUCGAGAUUUGCUUUUAUGUAUUAACUUUCAUAAAAGCCAUAUCCAAUAUCGUGUCCAAUUUUCCACUGUGUAAUUUCAGACAAGUUCAGUUCUGAUAGUGUUCCUGCAUCAUUGAUUUGGUUAGUUGUGUAUAGCUUUGCAUUAAUUUGUAUAUUUUGAAUUUUUUUUUAAAUCCUGGUGCAAACCAGCAGUAGCUUUUAUACGCAAUUUGUCAUUUCAGAUGUAAGGUGUUUUUACACUGCAGAGGUCCCAUGUCAAUAUUUCUUAUACUAAUUGUAAAAAGUUGUUUAUUGUAAGAAUCCUUUAUGCUAUACAUGGUACAAUGUAAUAGUUAAAUAUUUUUUAAAUAAAAUUGUCUAAUUGUUGUAUAA
Molecule: messenger RNA, 2608 nt
Organism: Bombina bombina (fire-bellied toad)
Lineage: Eukaryota; Metazoa; Chordata; Amphibia; Anura; Bombinatoridae
Gene: BMAL1
Product: basic helix-loop-helix ARNT like 1
Exons: 19
Coding region: 248-2155 (635 amino acids)
Biological process (GO): regulation of transcription by RNA polymerase II; circadian rhythm
Cellular component (GO): cytoplasm; aryl hydrocarbon receptor complex; transcription regulator complex
Molecular function (GO): RNA polymerase II cis-regulatory region sequence-specific DNA binding; DNA-binding transcription factor activity, RNA polymerase II-specific; protein dimerization activity
Source: RefSeq, a predicted model, not a curated record